Arabidopsis lyrata subsp. lyrata is the source of this 555-nucleotide messenger RNA. RefSeq names its product S-protein homolog 5. Bases 52 to 552 code for a protein of 166 amino acids. Lineage: Eukaryota; Viridiplantae; Streptophyta; Magnoliopsida; Brassicales; Brassicaceae. The transcript has a single exon. The record is from RefSeq and is a predicted model, not a curated record.
AUAGCAAGCUUAUAAGUUCUAUCUAGCCACUCCAGCCUAAUUUACAUAAGCAUGGCUUCCAUUACCAAUUCUCAUUUUAUAUUGUUGUUUCUAAUCUCUUCUACCUUUAUUGUUUUUACGUUAGCACUAGAUUUUUCAGAUGUUGCAGCAGAAGCACCAGACGGCUUCUUACCUCUAGCCAAAAAGCAUGUUGUAAUUCGCAAUACCGUAGAGAAUGGAGAAGAGUUGAAUAUACAUUGCAAAUCUAGUGAGGAUGAUUUGGGGCAUAUCCAUCUUAAACAUGGACAUACUUGGGAUUUCAGAUUUCAUGUUAACAUGUCAAAAUCUACAAAAUUUCGUUGUCAUUUUUGGUGGUAUGCAGGCGGUACCGAUUAUUUUAAUUACUGGUUUGAUAUAUUUAAAGUAUCCAGAGACGAUAAACCAUCGGGAAGGUAUCCAGUUUGCAAAGAAUGCAUUUGGGAGUUAAACCAAUACGGCUCUGAAGACAUUAUUUGUCGUAUAAAUCGUGAUGGAUCAGAUCCUUGGUGUUUCACAAUGGACGAUAAACCUUAAGAA